AUGAGAUCCGUUGCUUAUUUCGUCAACUGGGCCAUCUAUGGUCGCAAUCACAAUCCCCAAGACUUGCCCGCAGACAAAUUGACCCAUAUUCUGUAUGCGUUCGCCAAUAUUCGCCCGGAAACCGGCGAAGUAUAUUUGACCGAUAGCUGGUCUGAUGUUGAGAAGCACUACCCCGGCGACUCAUGGAAUGAUUCGGGUAACAAUGUUUACGGAUGCAUCAAGCAACUCUACCUCCUGAAGAAAGAGAAUCGCAAGCUGAAGGUUCUUCUGUCCAUCGGUGGCUGGACCUACUCUUCAAACUUCGUUCAGCCUGCCAGCACCGCAGAGGGACGAGCUAGAUUUGCCGAGACGGCGACUCAGCUUGUUCUCGACUUGGGAUUUGAUGGAAUUGAUAUUGAUUGGGAGUAUCCCCAAAAUGACGAUCAGGCCCAAAACAUGGUUGAAUUGCUCCAAACCUGCCGAGAGCACCUCGACCAAGCCGCAGGCCCAGACCGCAAGUUCUACCUGACCAUCGCUUGCCCCGCAGGCCCAGACAACUUCAAUCGUCUACACCUUUCCGAUAUGAAUCAAUUCCUAGAUUUUUUCAACCUCAUGGCAUACGACUACGCCGGCAGCUGGGACUCAAACGCGGGUCACCAAGCAAACAUCUAUCCCGAUAGCGGCAACUCAGCUUCAACACCUUUCUCCACCCAGACCGCGAUAGACCACUAUGUUAAUGCCGGUGUACCCUGUGACAAGAUUGUGUUAGGUAUGCCACUGUACGGCCGUGCAUUCACCAACACUGACGGGCCGGGCAAGCCGUAUAACGGCGUUGGCGAAGGAAGUUGGGAAAACGGGGUCUGGGAUUACAAGGCGUUGCCGCGCCCUGGAUCGGAGGAGCUGCUCAUUCAACAUAUUGGGGCUUCUUGGUGUUAUGAUGCUGGGUCACGCACUAUGGUAUCUUAUGAUGACCCACAGACGAGUAGGUUGAAGGCCCAGUAUGUGCAGCAAAACCAGCUUGGUGGUGGAAUGUGGUGGGAGAGUAGUGGUGACAAGGGAGGGAAGGCUGCGAAUGCCGAUGAUGGCAGCUUGAUUGGUACAUUUGUUGAUGCCGUUGGUGGAACCGAGGCUCUGGAGCAGUCAUGCAACGCGCUUGACUUCCCCGAGAGUAAGUACGAUAACUUGAGGAACGGGAUGCCUUGA
This is a messenger RNA of Penicillium longicatenatum, 1182 nucleotides long. Its product is annotated as glycoside hydrolase family 18 protein. Gene Ontology annotation, biological process: carbohydrate metabolic process; chitin catabolic process. Gene Ontology annotation, cellular component: extracellular region. Bases 1 to 1182 code for a protein of 393 amino acids. Lineage: Eukaryota; Fungi; Ascomycota; Eurotiomycetes; Eurotiales; Aspergillaceae. The record is from RefSeq and is a predicted model, not a curated record. Gene Ontology annotation, molecular function: chitinase activity; chitin binding. The transcript has 6 exons.